Molecule: messenger RNA, 1071 nt
Organism: Bacidia gigantensis
Lineage: Eukaryota; Fungi; Ascomycota; Lecanoromycetes; Lecanorales; Ramalinaceae
Exons: 2
Coding region: 1-1071 (356 amino acids)
Source: RefSeq, a predicted model, not a curated record
AUGAAAAUCUUACGACACAAGCUUGGAUCGAUCUUCCUUGCUUCUAUGUUCAAGGCCAUCCUGGCAAUCUCCUCUCCAGACUUGAAUCCUGGUCUGGUAAAUGACUCAAACUAUCAAUGGAUUGAUGCCUUCUCCUUUGAGAUCAGGGCGGGGACGAUUGGCCUUGGUAAUGAUCGUGCGUAUGUAGCUGCGACGAGCUUUUUAAAUCACCUUGCUUGGAACGAUUACCUGGGCUAUGAAGGGUCGCAGCUUUUCAGAAGCCCAAUUGCGCCAAGCGUAAGUAUCCAGAUCAAAGCAUAUCCACCAGGACAAUCUUCGCAGGUCCAGAGACGCUUCUUGAUCCAGGGGCUCCUCCAAACAGUUGCAUACUUUAAGAACGUAAAAUUGAUUACCAACGUGGAAGUCACGCUAAAAUUCCAUGACCGAACGGUUUGCCUUAUGGGGUUCAAGAAAGCGCAAGAGCAACAAUCAGAUGCCGGGUCUUCAGCAGUUGGCAAUGCAAAUGCCUUGAACGAGACGCUAAAAUCAGUCACAGGAGAUUAUCUUGCAGGAAGCGACCUGCCUCCAUUGCCUGCUAUCGGUAGACCGCCUACCUCCCUGCCAACCUCAAACAAUUCAGCAACGUCAGAUAAGUCUUCGACCAGUAUCAUUUAUCCAGAGACUUUAAACUCGACCACUUCAUACCUUCCUGACGAGUGGCUAGCUACUGAUAUCACUUUUCAUAAUGAGUUUCCAGUGAGAAGUCAAGACUUCUUCCUGAUAAUAGCCGCAACCUAUGCCUGUAUUGCACCAUAUGACCGGGAUACUGUGGCUUUGGCAAAGCCUGUACGCGCUGCACACACGCCCAUGAUACUUUACAUUCGGUUCCCAGAUCCAGCGCGUCGGCGAUAUGAACCAUUAUUUCGUUACCAGCACGUGCUGCGAGGGCUUUAUUCGAUUGUCCAACAAGCGUUCACUGGUGAUAGAUACUUUGAGCUCGACGCAGACUUACAUCUGUUCAACACUAGAUCGAUUAUGGCAGAGCUUGGUAGGCUGUCGAUGUUGCGAGAUCAGACAUAUUCGGAAUCAUAA